Molecule: messenger RNA, 1342 nt
Organism: Oppia nitens
Lineage: Eukaryota; Metazoa; Arthropoda; Arachnida; Sarcoptiformes; Oppiidae
Product: NDP-glycosyltransferase YjiC-like
Exons: 3
Coding region: 11-1342 (443 amino acids)
Molecular function (GO): UDP-glycosyltransferase activity
Source: RefSeq, a predicted model, not a curated record
UGCCAAAAAAAUGACAUCAAUAAACGAUAAUAACAACAAUAAUAGUAAAAAACAACUAACUAUCCUGGUGGCACCGGGUUCAUUUGUCGGCCCGAUAAUGUCGUCCAUCGGGAUUGCCGAGGUAUUGCGCGACAGUGGCCAUCGGGUAGUCUAUGCUGUUAAGGCCGACUGGCGGGACAAACUGGUUAAAUUGAAUUUCGAAGUGGAACUGAUUGGCGGCGGCGGUGGGGAACAGGAGGAAAAAGAUAGUGUCGAAUCCAAUGUCGAAUUGGCUCAGUUACUCAUGGGUAACGAAAGUCUAUUGGACAAGGAAAUCAAAACAGUCGACUGUUAUACCGGUUGGAUACCUGAACUGGAAGCUAAUGAACCCUAUUUUCAAGAUAUUAUUGAUCGACUGAAACCCGAUUGUAUAGUAUGCGAAUGUGUAACAUUGCAGCCGACAAUUAUCAACUCCCGGUGCGUUAAAGUCUAUUAUCAUAGUAACAAUGCAUUGUCAAUGGAUAUGCUAAUCGAUGAUCCCCGAUUGCCGCCAGCACGCUUAGGACUGUCACUGAAUAGUGAUAAACAAUUGUGGAAAGAGUAUAGAAAACAACUAAAUCAAGCAAAACAAAAGUCGUUAAAUGAGUGGCACAGUUGGCUUCAAUCGAAAGGAUGUCCGCCAAUGAAUGAAACACAAAUUUUAUACCCGUCUCCCUAUGCUAACCUGUAUUUGGCACCCAAAGAGCUCGACUAUACCGAUAUUAGGCCACUUCCAGACAAUUACUAUCAGUUUGACUAUUUUAAGCGAACCGCCGACGAUGACGAUGUGUUUGAACUGCCGGAAAAAUUUAGGCAAAAAUCAGGAAAAUUAGUUUACCUGUCGUUGGGAUCGAUGGGCAGUUCAGACGUUGAUCUAAUGAAACGUUUGGUCGGUAUGUUAGCUAAGUCUGAGCACCGGUUUAUAGUAUCGAAAGGUGUCAAUCACGACAAGUAUGAGUUGGCGGACAACAUGUGGGGCGAAAGGUUUGUCUCACAGGUAAAGGUGUUACCAAUAGUCGAUCUAUUCAUAACACACGGCGGCAAUAACUCUAUCACCGAAUCCAUGUAUUUCGGUAAACCUAUGAUAGUGUGUCCCAUAUUUAUGGAUCAGUUCGAUAACGCACAGAUAGUCGACGACAGGGGUUAUGGUAUACGUCUCAAUCCAUACGAGUGCUCUGAACAACAAUUAUUACAAUCAAUUGACAAACUAUUAAAUGACACAAAAUUGGCCGAAAAGUUGGCAAAAGCAUCAAAAAGAAUACAAACUGAUAAACAAAUUGAAAAAAUAUCGGAAAUUAUUGAAAAUUUAGUUAAAAUGACAUAA